AGAUGGAGCAGUCCCCUGCAAUGCGUUCUGACUACUUGGUCUCAGGGAUUCGAACUCCACCAGUGAGGAGGAACAGCAAACUGGCAACACUGGGCAGGAUCUUCAAACCAUGGAAGUGGCGGAAAAAGAAAAACGAGAAGCUAAAGCAGACAUCUGCAGUGCUGGAGAAGAAGAUGACAGCACGACAAGGUCGGGAUGAACUCAUUAAGAAGGGCCUUCUGGAGAUGAUGGAACAAGAUACUGAAGGCAAAGGCUGCACUGGUGAUGAUGCCACAAGAACAACACAGAGUGACCCUCCAGCUACUGCGUGCCAGGCACUUGCCUCAGAAGAGGUGCAGGAAGAGACUACAAUAGCAGCCACAACGGAUGUGACCUCAUUUGGUGAGGAGCUGCAUUUGGAUGAGCUGAAAGAAGAUGCAGCCAAGAAACCUUCAGCGCCCACGGAAGAAUUAGAUGAUGCCAGCCUGUCAGCAUCUGAAGACAGUCCACAAGCCUUACUUGUAUCUGAAUCCACAGAUUCCCCCCAGAAACAGACAGAAAGAAACCCAGCACAGCUUCCCAGUCCUCCGUUGCUCCCAGCUCCACCACCCAAGGCAAUCUCCAAAAUCACAAAGGGUGUAACAGCAGGAAGUGAAAUAGACGACCCAGCCAUGAAAUCUCCUCCUUCCACUAUCUUGAAGAAUUAUGUCAUUGUUGGUUCCUCCCAAAUCUCAGGACAAGCUGCCCUCUUCCAUCCCUCCGGCCAGAAAAGUUCAGAUCCCCAUGUCAGAGGACAGAUAACAACACCAACUGGUUCCCCUCACCUGGCUGCCGUCCAUCUGCCUUUACCUCCCAGCAGAGUCAUUGAAGAACUCCACCGGGCUCUGGCCACCAAACACCGGCAGGACAGCUUCCAUGGAAGAGAAAGCAAAGGCUCUCCAAAAAAAAGAGUGGAUGUCCGUCCAUCCAGAACAUCUAGCAUUGAGCGCAACAAGGAGAAGGAGAACUCACUGAGUUACAGCAGCGAUUCAGAAAAUAAGCGGAACUCGGUUAAAGAGUCGGAUGAGAACAAAGAGAAUAUGAUCAUGAACUCAGAGCUCAAAGAAGACUCUGUUUUUUAUCAGGAUGAGGAAGUUUUGAAUGACUCCGUUAUUUCUGGUACUUUGCCAAGAAAAUGCAAGAAAGAACUGCUGGCAGUGAAACUACGGAACAGACCAAGUAAGCAGGAGCUGGAAGACAGGAAUAUUUUCCCAAGGAGGACAGAUGAGGAAAGACAGGAAAUCCGGCAGCAAAUUGAAAUGAAACUCUCAAAGCGACUCAGCCAAAGACCUGCUGUUGAGGAGCUAGAAAGAAGAAAUAUACUGAAACAACGAAAUGAUCAAACAGAACAGGAAGAAAGAAGGGAAAUCAAACAGAGACUGACAAGAAAGCUUAACCAGAGACCUACAGUUGAUGAACUAAGAGACAGAAAAAUCCUGAUUCGAUUCAGUGAUUAUGUGGAAGUGGCAAAAGCACAGGACUACGACAGGCGGGCAGAUAAACCGUGGACAAGACUAUCAGCAGCAGAUAAGGCAGCAAUUCGGAAAGAGCUAAAUGAGUACAAGAGUAAUGAGAUGGAGGUACAUGCAUCAAGCAAACACUUGACAAGAUUUCACAGGCCAUAGAAAUUUUCUUCUGAGAAGAAUCUGUCUUUACUUUUUGAUACUGCUGCUGAACACACAUCAGGGGAUAUAUAAGUCUUUCCCUGAAGUUCAGUCCAGGAUACCUUGAUGUUUAUGUGAAAGAAGGACUCUGCAGAUGAAGUCUCUGCAGCACUUACGUACAGAACGAAACACCAGAUGUACUUCGCUCUGAAGCCAGAAGAGCGACGGCCUGUGGAGUGGGAUGAUCUGCUGAAAAAGACUGAAGUAAAGCUACUUGAAAGAACCCACUACUCUCCUUUAACCCUUGUUUUAAACUGUUUGGCAGUCUAUCUUGGAAAAGGAGAUGUGCAUGUACAGGCUUUACCAUUCCAAGGCCUCUGAUAUAAAUGGACAUGACACACUGUCAUUCAGUAUUACGCUGACAAGACAUUUUGAACUUACCACUAUUAGUUUGUAAAACACUUAAGUUCAUGUUCUAAAAACUAAUUUAAUGUAUUAUAAUUUCAUUCUUUUUUAUAUAAUGUCUAACAGAAUCACAGCUGCAAGCAUUUUUGAUUCCUGUUACUUUUGUUCUUUAAUUAAAUGACUACUUAUUGCAGGAAA
Messenger RNA from Apaloderma vittatum (bar-tailed trogon), 2225 nucleotides. It is a transcript of the gene PHACTR3, whose product is annotated as phosphatase and actin regulator 3. The record is from RefSeq and is a predicted model, not a curated record. The transcript is spliced from 12 exons. Gene Ontology annotation, molecular function: actin binding. Gene Ontology annotation, biological process: actin cytoskeleton organization. Bases 3 to 1643 code for a protein of 546 amino acids. NCBI's taxonomy places the organism in Eukaryota, Metazoa, Chordata, Aves, Trogoniformes, Trogonidae.